Messenger RNA from Populus nigra (black poplar), 910 nucleotides. RefSeq names its product non-specific lipid transfer protein GPI-anchored 1-like. The transcript is spliced from 2 exons. The record is from RefSeq and is a predicted model, not a curated record. Lineage: Eukaryota; Viridiplantae; Streptophyta; Magnoliopsida; Malpighiales; Salicaceae. Bases 102 to 671 code for a protein of 189 amino acids.
CACACCCCUCCUGUUAUCUUUUUGUUAUAUACUAAAGUCUUCUUGGUAGAUGUCUAUCUUCUCAUAGCCCAAGAGAUUUUCUUUCGUCAAGAUUAUCAAAGAUGAGAAGCCAGUCCCUUUUUUUGCUGGGUGUGUUGCUGUUCUUUGCUUCUAGUGCUUCAGUUUUUAGGGCUGUUGAUGGGGAUAAUUUGUCUGAGGAGUGUAGCAGUGACUUCCAGAAGGUGAUGGGUUGCUUGAGCUAUGCUACAGGGAAAGCGAACACCCCCCCGAAAGAUUGUUGCAGUGCAGUGCAGGGCAUAAAAGAUAGCGAGCCAAAAUGCUUGUGUUAUAUCAUGCAACAAGCACAUAAUGGUAGUGCACAGUUCAAGAGCUUGGGUGUUCAGGAGGCUAAGUUGCUUCAGCUCCCUACUGCUUGCCAGUUGCAGAAUGCCAGUCUUAGUUUCUGCCCCAAGCUUCUAGGCCUAUCUCCUGGCUCUGCAGACGCUGCCAUUUUCACAAAUGCUUCAACACCAGCAACUCCGGCUGCAUCAACAGGAACAGAAAAGUCACAAAGUGGUGAUUCCAGUACUGGAAUCCAGCUGAGACCUCCCCUUGCAGGUCUAUUGAUGAUUGUUGCAGCCAUCUUCGUAUUUGCUUUCCCUGCUGGGUCUACCUCUAUGUUCCAGGUUUAGGGUGAACAACACUGAAUGGAAACAACGAAAACUGAAGCUUGUUUUAGUUUGUCUUUUGAAUUUUCAGUAUUUCACCGUAUUCUCUUUGCAAGUUGUUGUAAUCUUGUCGCCUGCACUUGUUCUCAGCUUCAUGUUAGCUAUCGAGGCUAUUAUCUACGAGCUUCAUGUUUUAAUUUCAGGAUUCUAAACAUUUGUAGCUGGCUAUUUUGCUUAGCUAUGUAAGAUUUGGUUUGUUUUAA